AAGAACGCAAGCAUAAAGAGCAACGCGAGACCAUGAUUUUUCGUCAAGAAAUGGAGUUCAUAUUCUGGAUCAUAACAUUGUCAGUCAUGAGUACGAGCACCAGUGGAAUUACACUGACUUGUUCAGAAGGAAAUUACUAUUAUAGUGGACAGAACUGUACCUUCAGCAAAGUGAUAAUUGAUGAUAUAGCGACGAGUAUAGAGUUCACUCAAAGUUAUUACCAUAACAACCAACUUUAUUUUAAAUUCAUCGACUCUCAAAUGAUUGAAAUCCCAAAAAAGAUUUUUGAACGGUUCACCUCAAUGUCGCAUCUGAGUGCGGUGAACAGUAGCAUUGAAAGCAUUAGCCGGUACACCUUGGAAAGGGCCAGCCAGCUGACGUCGUUGAACUUAUCGAUCAACAAUUUGGCAGAACUUCAAAAUUACGUCUUCGCCGGUGCUACGAAUCUGGCCGUGUUGGAUCUGAGCAGCAAUAAUAUUUCCAACAUCGAAGAAAAAGCGUUUUCCGGCUUGACUUCCCUGCACUCGCUUUUUUUAGCAGGCAAUCGGUUAAAGGUACUGAAAGACAAUGUAUUCACACCGUUAGGGAAUCUCAAAAAACUGACCAUGGCUAGAAACUAUUUAGAAGUACUACAGAGUAAAUUGUUUGCAUCAAAUUCCCGCUUGACGAUGCUGUUUCUGCAAAACAACCAACUAGUUUUGUUGGAACAGGACUUGUUCGAGAACGUCGCAAAGUUGGAGUAUCUAUGGCUGAAAAAUAACAACCUCACGAGCUUUGAACUCAGUAAUGUAAAUGUCAAUAUAGUGAAUGUGAUGAACAACAAACUUAAGCGAAUAGUAAUUAACGCAUCAGUGCAGGAGUUAUACCUCAGCAAUAACAGCAUAUCUGAGAUUGUCGCGAACGAUACAACCGACUUCACAUUGCGAACAUUGGAUUUGUCUUGGAAUAAGAUCACCUCGCUUGAUGCUAUCAGCAACAUACACUCAUUGAAGAUUUUGGAUUUGUCACACAAUAAAAUUGGUGCGCUGAAUUUGACCACCUUUUCAAAGAUGACCGAGCUGUUGGAUUUGAACUUGGAAGACACGCAGAUCUCCAAUCUCCAAUACGGAACAUUUUCGCAGCUAGCGUCACUGACUCGUCUGGAUAUUUCCUACAACAACUUGAACCAAAUCGAUUUGGACAUCUUCACCUCAUCCAAUCACAUGGAAGAAAUUUACAUCGAAGGCAACCGUCUCAAGGCAAUCAACUAUGAAGAAAUUCAUAAAAUAUUUCCUUCUCUGAAACAAAUCAGCAUCGCCGAUAACAACUGGAACUGUAGCUUCCUAACCAAAAUGAUCCGCACCAUGAACGGGCUUUCGAUUGUGGUUGGUGGUUUCAAAAGUGAAACAUUGAUCGCGAACAAGACUAAUGUCAAGGGAAUCUACUGUUCGGAUGAUAAGAACCCCGUUGCCAGUUGGAAUGUCACUGCCAAACACUUGGACAAGUACCUGAAUGAUUCGGAUCGCAUUCCAAUGGACACAGGCGAGAUCAAGCAGAUCAUGCAAAAUGUCAUCGACGACGUCGGUCGAUUCAGUGAACAGAAGGUGUCCCUGGUCAACAGAACCGAUCAUCUGGAAGGGGAAAUAUUUGAUCUCACGAAAAAAAUUUUCUCGCUCGAAAAUGAAAAUUACGAGGUGAAGAAAUCAAUUCUAGACGUCAAACUGGCUCUGAUGGCGAAUGCUACGAACGAAACGUUGGCCUCACACGAUUUGAAAAGAACGAUGCAAGAGAUGAACGAAUUAACACUCGCCAAAAUGAAACAGGUGGAAAGCAGUCUGGAAUUUAAAAUCUAUCAGCAGUCGUUCCAAUUUGAUAAAUUGAAAGAAUCGAUUGAUGAAACGGCCGGAAAGUUGUUGAUGCUAAGCAAACAGAUGGCACUCAGCACCGCUUCUCUGAAUCAUCUCAAUCCUUCGCAGCAGGAGUUGAAGGCUGCAGCCACGGGUUCGGGAUCAGGCCAAGUGUUCAUCAUUAUAAUGUUAGUAGUUUUGGUGGCCAUGCUAGCGAUUGUAUUGGUCGUGAUUCUUCGUAACCGAUUCGCCAUCGGCACCAGCAGAAGAACUUGCUACGGAACUUCGAACACUUUAGCCACCAUGGUGGAUAAUGACAUCUAGCCAGGGGGGCGAGAAAAAAUUAUGCAUUUCCUUCGUAAGUAAAGAUAAGAACGCCAGCUUAUUUGUAUUUUUUUUUGCUAUUCAGCACAGCCUUUCGAAAAUAACCGACUAUCGUUCCUUAUCAGUGAAACUGAACGAAGAACUAACGCAGAACGAGCGUGAUGAUCUAAGUUUUUUUAUAUGUUUACUGUUUGAUCAUAAAUAAA
Molecule: messenger RNA, 2356 nt
Organism: Malaya genurostris
Lineage: Eukaryota; Metazoa; Arthropoda; Insecta; Diptera; Culicidae
Gene: cDIP
Exons: 2
Coding region: 33-2150 (705 amino acids)
Molecular function (GO): protein binding
Source: RefSeq, a predicted model, not a curated record